AUGGCAGAGAAGAACCACGAUCUUCUGGUGGAGACGACUCCUCAACCAGCAGCCUCUUCUGUUCACGAGGAAGAACCGUCCACCAGCGCUGCACCCCGUCGCUCAUCGCUUGCCAAGCUCACCGACCGCUUCAAGCACCACUCCGCCUCCAGUGCCUCCAGCAAAAAGGAGUUGGAGCUCACGCGACGCCGUCUUGAGGCUGUCAUGUUCUACGAGCAAAACCUUACCGAGAGAAUCAACGACACUCUGGCGGAUGACAAAGAUCGUGCCAAGGCGAGAAGUGAGAAGAAGGUCUUUGAUAGCAUGAGUCAGGACGACAAGGAGAUGUGGGUUGCGAACCGGAUAACUGUGAAGGAGGGAUGGGGUGCGGGGAUGUACGGAGAAGGGGCUUGUCCACCGGGAAUGUGGUAUAAGUGA
Molecule: messenger RNA, 417 nt
Organism: Cyphellophora attinorum
Lineage: Eukaryota; Fungi; Ascomycota; Eurotiomycetes; Chaetothyriales; Cyphellophoraceae
Exons: 1
Coding region: 1-417 (138 amino acids)
Source: RefSeq, a predicted model, not a curated record